ACAUGAACUCCGGAGUAUAUCCGCAGCUUUGCGUCCCGACUUCCUCUGGACACACUUCCGGAGCCUUUAGGUGAGGGUUGGUGCAGCAGAGGGAGCAUGUCCUGUUCCACGGCGCCGCUGAAGUGAUCGCUUGAAUGUGGUGGCGCCAUAGCACGGAUUGUCAAACUGAAGAAGAAGAGGAAUCAGUGGCUGCUGGAGCUGGCUGACGAUGUUUGAACACCACGAUUAUUGUUUAGCAAAAGAAAAACCCAAAGAGCCUGAUCCCUCGCUGAUAAAGAAGGAGAAACGCGAAGAGGCAAGACUGAACCGGCUCAAGCGACUCCAGAAAUCCAGGAUAACUCUGGGCGUGGCCUAUCCCAGAUGGAAAUCGCUGCUGAGGGACAAAUGUUUUAAGAGCCACGCUGACGUUGCCUUUUUCCUUCUGGACAGCUAUGAGAGAGACGCUGCACCACUGACUCCCAUGAGUGAGAGACCAGUUCAGGUCCCAGCUCCAGCUCUGUGUGGCCUCGGGGCUUCCAGUUGGACGUACAGAGGUGAACAUCUGAAUGUCAAAGCAGAAACCACAGGAGCUCAGAGCCUUGAACAAAGUGAUUGUGAUAGUAUCGAUUAUAAACACCAACUCAUGAAUUCACCACACGGAGCUGAGUGGGGGACUCUAGCUGCUCCUUCCAUCCAGUCGUCUGAAAAUGGAAAGGAGCAAGAGACCGAAGAUGCAGCUUGUGAAAGACGGGACAGUCAAGAGGAGCAGACGUCAACCGAACAGUCAGAAAAAGACGAUUUGGAAGAAGAUGAGGAUGAAGAAUUCAGCACCUCUUUAAGUGUGGGAGACGGCCGUUACCUGGUGGACUUAGGGAGCCCGUCAGAGCUAAUCGUGGAUGAAGCGUGCAUCCUCCAGCUGUUCCGGUCGUGUCGGGAAUGCAGCAGACAAUGUAAAGUGACUAAAUAUGCUAAAGGACUGAAGAUCAUCGUUUUCCAGGAGUGUCGCUUCUGUCAAAGCAGCUUCGAAUGGACUAACCUGCCGGACGAUGAUGAGAAACAUGAUGAUGAUGAUGAUGAUGAAGACGAAGACAACAAAGACCAUAGCAAUUGGCAGGUCAAUGGAAACGAUCCAGCCCACGAACAGACAAACACAGCACCGUCGCCAAAGAGGUGUUGUGUCUGAAAUCACAAUGGCCGCUCCAGGAAUAUGUUUCUGUUCUAACUCUGGAUUCAGCUGGACUUCUGGGUAUUACGCUGCAUUUCUCUGGAAUGUUUUCACGCUCUCUCGCCAUUGAUUAUUUAAUGAUCCCGUCACACAUUUAAAGAACCGCCUGAUGCAAACAAGGAGAUGAUGUCUGUUAAUGCCACACGCUGCCCCUCACUGGAGAAGGUGAAUCUGACGGUUAAACACAAAGGCAAAGACGGAUCAUUGGGUUCGCUUUUUUUUCUGUUUUGGGACGUGUCGAUUUGUUUCUUCAGUCGUCAUCAAGCUGCUUGAACGAGCAAUGCUAAUUUCAUGUUAAUAGUUCAAAGUCAAGAUCCCUUUUACACCUGGAAUUAACUUGAAAUCUCGACUUGUUUGUUGACAAGUUUCGCCAAACUGUGCAGGAAGAAUGAAGUCAGCAAAAACACUUUUAGAACCGGGAGUAAAUGCAAAGGUCUGAGGAUCUUUAUCCAGAUAAUGUUAUUAGAUAUGCGUGACACAUUGGUAUCAGGUGUAAAUAGGAUGUAUUUUAAGCUUUUAUUUUAUACUCUGUUUCUAUUCUCCAUACAUUUUCUUAGAAGAACUCCCUCUAUUGCUUGAGGCCCAGCUCCAGUCUAUCAGGAACACUGUCAGUAUGUGUGUGUGAAUCUAUACAGUGAUCUUUGUCCUUGUUAAUCAAAGUUGUGAUUUGAUUUUCACACCAUCAGAUACAAAAUGUCCCUGUUUUUGAUACUUUUUGGUCAAGUGGAUUUUAAAAUGAUGAAACCUCAAUAAAACACUCAAAUAAUAA
Limanda limanda (common dab) is the source of this 1973-nucleotide messenger RNA. RefSeq lists its product as uncharacterized. The coding region runs from base 209 to 1162 and encodes 317 amino acids. The record is from RefSeq and is a predicted model, not a curated record. The transcript has 8 exons. Lineage: Eukaryota; Metazoa; Chordata; Actinopteri; Pleuronectiformes; Pleuronectidae.